CAAGUCCAAAUAAGAAACGCGCGUGCGCAGCCGUCGCCAUCGCCAGUCGAACGUUAGCAGCCUCCGCGUCAACUUGUGCUCCGGUCUCCAUCUCUCUAUUGCUCUCUGUGUGUGUGUUGUUUGUGUGCUUGCUGGGUUCCAUAUCCACACUUAAGACCCCUUCGCCAACUCCGAGAUCUGGGCAGUGCACUUGGAUUUUGCAUGUGCCGCACAUUGCAUUAUUUUGUAUUAUUUAUAGCAACUUGUUUUCAAAGUCAUUACGUGUCGUGCACGCCGCCGCCGUCGUCGUAGUCGGUGAACAAAUUGUGCAUUUUAAAAACAAUUCAAUAAGCAAUAAGCCUGCUCCAGCUGCAAGAAGCCAGAGAAGGCGCAACAAGGCUGCGGCUGGGACACAUUCAACAAUUUAUGCGAUAUCUUUUGGGCUUUUCUGGAGCUUCCCGACACAUUCUCGGACUGCACCGCCUGCAUACGAAACUCGGCAAAAAUAUGCAAAUGGAAAAGCGCACGCUGCUGCUUCUGUUGCUGGGAUUGGUGCUGGUGCUGUCCCUCGAUUCAUCCCAGGCAGCGCGUCGUCUGCGCAAGAAGCCAAAAGUCUACAAUGCCCUCAUCACCACCGAUGAUAAUCUCACCUCGAGCAGGGCCUAUCCUGUCAUCCAGCCCACCAUACAUGAGCCGGGCUAUGCUCCCUUCGGACCGUACAAUCCCUAUGGCUUCUACAGUCCCCCAUCGGUGCGGUUUGGUCAGCCAAUUGUGCCCGGUUUGACGCCCAACGAGAGGCUGCCUUAUCCGCUGCCCACUGGCGCACAGUAUCCUGCGGGAUUUGCACCCUACGAGCACCAGCAGCCGGUGGAAACGCCUGUGGAGCAGCAGCCUGCUCCUCCCUCACUGGAGCCCAAGGAGAUGACCAAGGAACAGAUGCCGCUGCCACUCAACGAGCAGGGACUGCCGCCGGUUCUCAUCCGUCUGCCAUCGCAGUACACGGGACAGCCGACGCAUCUCCUCCCCUAUCCGUACAGCCAGUACCCGGUGAUCUACGACCAGGCUGGCUAUGUGCGCCAGAACUAUCUGCCGCCCUACGACUACUAUCCCACACAGGGCUACCCAAUGCGGGAGCCCACAACAGCAGCAGAAGCACCCGCACCACCGCCACCACCCUCGCCGCCCAAGGAGGAACCACAGCCACUGCCGUUGGAGCUGAGCCUGGAGCCGGUGAAGCCCAGUUUCGAGGACAUCAGAAACGGAUCGGAGAGUAAAAACAGAGAGGUUCCCGAUGUGCCGCCGCCACCAAUACCCUCGGGUCCGAGGCGCACGCGACCCGCUGAGCCGGACAAUUGAGGCGCUGCUCUUUGCGCAUAAGAUCCAAUCCACACACGUAUUUAUUACCAUAUUUGUUAGGCAUACCGAUUGGAUAUAUUGUACAAUGUCGUUUAACCCGUAAGCUUAGUAAGUGUUCGUUCGCAUCACAGAUUACAGAAUAAAAUGUAAAAUCACCAAAGCGGUGA
Messenger RNA from Drosophila subobscura, 1502 nucleotides. RefSeq names its product extensin. The transcript is spliced from 3 exons. The record is from RefSeq and is a predicted model, not a curated record. The coding region runs from base 406 to 1335 and encodes 309 amino acids. NCBI's taxonomy places the organism in Eukaryota, Metazoa, Arthropoda, Insecta, Diptera, Drosophilidae.